AUGGACUUAAUAAACCGAGUAUUUCAACAUUUUCUAGACAAAUUUGUCAUUGUGUUUAUCGAUGAUAUAUUAGUAUACUCAAGGAAUGUUCAACAGCACGAAGAACAUCUGAAAGCAGUGUUGGAGACUUUACGCAAGGAAAAACUUUAUGCCCAAUUCAAAAAGUGUGAGUUUUGGUUAGACCGUGUAGGAUUUUUGGGCCAUGUAGUAACUGCCCAUGGAAUAGAAGUAGACAGAGCUAAGGUCGAUGUUGUGAAUAACUGGUCAGCACCUACUAAUGUAGGGGAAGUAAGGAGUUUUCUAGGUUUAGCCGGUUACUAUCGACGAUUCAUUGAAGGUUCCUCAAAAAUUGCAGGGCCUUUAACACAAUUGACUAAGAAAGGAGUUAAGUUCAUUUGGUCAGAAAGGUUGAAAGACUACGACUACGCUAUCCAUUACCAUCCUCGUAAAGCUAAUGUAGUCGUAGACGCACUAAGUAGGAAGAAGGUGGGUCAGUUACCAGUUUUGAGGACAGAUCACGAGCAGUUAAUUAAAGACCUUGAAAAUUGA
Molecule: messenger RNA, 549 nt
Organism: Olea europaea var. sylvestris
Lineage: Eukaryota; Viridiplantae; Streptophyta; Magnoliopsida; Lamiales; Oleaceae
Exons: 2
Coding region: 1-549 (182 amino acids)
Source: RefSeq, a predicted model, not a curated record